Vanessa atalanta (red admiral) is the source of this 1085-nucleotide messenger RNA. RefSeq names its product 17-beta-hydroxysteroid dehydrogenase 13-like. Gene Ontology annotation, cellular component: lipid droplet. The record is from RefSeq and is a predicted model, not a curated record. Lineage: Eukaryota; Metazoa; Arthropoda; Insecta; Lepidoptera; Nymphalidae. Gene Ontology annotation, molecular function: oxidoreductase activity, acting on the CH-OH group of donors, NAD or NADP as acceptor. The coding region runs from base 49 to 1062 and encodes 337 amino acids. The transcript has 6 exons.
UAAUGAACGAUCGUUUUGAGAUUUUUAGAAUAGAUUUAUCUUAACUUAAUGUAUAGGCGGAAUAUAUUUUUACGUAUCAUUGGUUCGAUAGCUAGGAAGUUUAGGAAGUUACAGGAAAUAUGGAUACUGCCUUGGUUGGGAAAUGGAAAGUUAGCAGCAAUACCACGUUGGGCGCUUGAUAUUUUCGUCCUGGUUCUGAAAUUAUUUUGCACGUGUGUUAUGGCUGUUGCACGAACCAUUAUUCCUGAAAGUAUGAAAAGUUUGCAUGGAGAAACCAUAUUGGUAACAGGCGCAGGUUCCGGUAUAGGCAGGGAGCUUGCAAUUCAGUUCGCUGAGCUCGGUGCUACAGUCGUGUGUUGGGACAAAGACGCGCGAAGAAACAACGCUGUUGUCGACGAGAUUAGAAAAAAAGAUGGAGAUUGCUUUGGAUACACAGUAGAUGUCACAGUGCGUGAGCAAGUGGCGUCAACGGCAAUUGGCAUUCGACGACUAGUAGAUGUAACGAUGGUCGUCUGUAAUGCCGGCGAGCUGACCUUUGCCCCACUAUUACGUCUUAGCCCAGAAUAUGUUGCAAAGCUUAUCGAAGUCAAUUUGCUGGGACAUAUUUGGGUAAUUCAGGCGUUUUUACCAAGCAUGAUGGAACGGCGGCAUGGGCAUAUUGUUGCUAUCAACUCUAGUGCAGGUCUCAUGCCCUAUGUAGACAUGGUGCCUUACUGUGCUGCCAAAUCCGGAUUAAGAGGUUUUAUGGACUCCUUAAGUGAGGAACUCCGUCUAGACACUUGGACAAAGGACGUCUAUACCACUUCAGUUUACCUAGGAACUGUUUCCACUGGUCUAUAUCCGACGCCAUCUCAUCGCUUUGUGUCGUGGUACUCACAAACAUCAGCUAAGGAAGCGGCGAGGAUUAUAAUAGCAGGAAUAAGAAAAAACAAGAAAUGCAUUUGUGUGCCCACAUUGAUGAAGCUUUUGACUGAUCUCUGCAACUUUAUGCCGUACAGAAUAAGAAUCAUUUUCACGGACUUCUUUAAUUUUGGCCAUAGAGGCUGGUUCUGUUUUUGCUAAGAAAAACUCAAUUCAUUAUGUAC